UCCUGGAAGCGCAUGAGCCCGCCACGAAUCUUCUCACAUAUAGCAUAGCUCGCCAAUACCGGGAAAAGAGGAGACACAACUUAUAUAAGCAACUCGCUACCAAUCAGAUUUUGUUUGGUGUCUUUUUCCAAUGAAAAACUAGGCCUAUAUUUGACUCAACUGAACUUUCACAUCACUCUGUAGGCGCACGGUGACCGUGGUGCGUAAAAGGCCACUUCCAGCGGGUUUUGCUUCAUCGCGGGCUACGGUCUCUUUAUUUGAACACGUACCAGGCAGCUGGAAUGAUAUGACCAUUGGCCAUGUCCAUUUAGCAAAUUUAGACCAUUUUGUUUGUUAACAAAGUCUGAGAACAACGAAAUAUGUUUCCUCUGCCUAUGUUCACCCCGGAGCAAGUGGCUCGGGUGUGCGAGAACCUCGAGGAGACCGGCGACAUCGAGCGCCUUGGGCGGUUCUUAUGGUCCCUGCCUGCCGCUGUCCCUGGCUCCGCGGGGGAGGCUCUCAACCGCCACGAGUCAGUGAUGCGCGCCAGGGCGCUGGUUGCCUUCCACGGAGGAAACUUCGAGGCGCUUUACCAGAUCCUCCAGAGCCACCGCUUUACGCGAGAGUCUCACGCCAAGCUCCAAGAUCUGUGGCUAGAUGCGCACUACCGCGAGGCGGAGCGGCUCCGAGGUCGUGCCCUGGGACCCGUGGAGAAGUACCGCAUCCGCAAGAAGUUCCCCCUGCCUCGCACCAUUUGGGACGGCGAGCAGAAGACGCACUGCUUUAAGGUGAGACACCAAGCUGAGAGAACUCGCAGCCUACUCAGAGAGUGGUACCUCCAGGACCCGUACCCAAACCCGUCCAGGAAACGGCACCUGGCCCAGGCCACGGGACUCACGCCCACACAGGUCGGCAACUGGUUCAAGAACCGACGCCAGAGAGACAGGGCUGCAUCGGCAAAGAACAUACUGCAGCAGGACCCCACCCACCUGCCUUCCGGAAGCUCCCCUGAGGGUUCUGCCCAGGAGCAUCACGCCCACCACCCCCGCCUGCUGGCCGCCUCUCCGCGUCACCCGGGCAGCCCAGAGGCCAGCGACUGCAGCACGAGCACCGACCCCCGGGGUACUGGCACCUCCACCCCAGACCACUCCGUUAGCAGCGACAGCGAGUUCGAAUCCUGAGGGUCGGGUCACUGACCACAGCAGGCGAGAGGCUCUCAUUGGUUAAUUAAAUCCUGAAGAGAGAGGCUGUCAUCAGUUCUCAGCCAGGAAGGACCGACCCCACAGAUAUAUAGAGACAAUAGACACUGUAGAACUACUAUGUCUGUAGCUUGAGAUUGGACACUUGGACAGGAAGUUCUCUAUGAGAGACUUGAUAUGGACACUUGAUGUGGUUGCUAGUGGACGAAUGGGGAGGGGUGGGGGUUUGGUGAUUAGACCAUCUACAAACACAUGCACUUAAAAUGCACCAUCGCACAUGACUGUAAGGUAAACUGUUACUAAGUACCAUAUGACUGUGCAAAUGACUGCUAUAAAAACCCACUACAAUUCUCUGUUCUGUAGAUUUGGACUACAACGUGGGUAGAAAGAAGUCAGUCAGUCAGCAGCGAUAACAUAUUCUAGGACAGCAAUUCUCAGGCACGUUAUUUAUAGAAAGAAUAUAAACAUACAAAGUCGUAGAGUAAUUACUGAGCUUGAAUUAUAAUAUUAUAUGUUUUGAUACUUAAUGGUUUCAACUCAUCGUGGGUCUAUUUUUGAGUAGUCGAUCAUUGAGCGCUAGCUUUAAUCCCAUUUCUUAAUUAGCCCCUUACAAUAACCACUGCCUUCUGUAGGCUGUUGGUUUCCUACAUGAUCAGUCGUUGGUGGACGCAAAACUGCUUGAUUGGAUUGGACAGAUCUGCAUUUCUCUUCAUACACGUCACUGCCUUAAGAAGGAAGUAUAUUGGCAUCACAGCCUCAAUCUUCUAGUCUGGCUAACAUUAGGCACCGUUGCAGACCAUAACUGUCCCUAAAGCUAACACAGCCUAAAAAAAUGUUCUCUAGACAAUCUUGUAAUGCAUGGAUAUAGACAUUACACAUCACUAUACAUGGUGGUUGAAAUGUUUUCCUGUAUUAUGAUCAUGUGACUACUGUAUAACAAUGUUGAUGUGUAUCCAAAACAUCCUCAUUCUAACAUUAUCCAGUUCAAACCUGUUAUAUCCUUUUAGACUGUGGUUGGAGGCAUCAUUCAGUGUGGAAUCCUCUGUGCAGAUUUCACUAGAGAUGUCCUUGCAGGAAUUGCCUGUCAGAGCAAAACUAAAUAAGUGGGAUAAAAAUGAAAUGAAAGCAAGAUUGAUAAAGUGAAGCACAACUUGGUCUUAACUCAUUGAUGUGCCUAUAAACGUUUGAGGACUGAAUGACCUGUUUAACAUGACCGUUUCAUCUUUAUAUAUUUUUAAUUUAACCAGGAAAAUCAGCUAAGAACAAAUUCUUAUUUACAAUGACGGCCUACCGGGGAACAGUAGGUUAACUGCCUUGUUCAGGGGCAGAACAACAGAUUUUUACCUUGUCAGCUCGGGGAUUCGAUCCAGCAACCACUCGGUUACUAGUCCAACGCUCUAACCCAGGAGUGGGAAAUUCCAGUCCCCGAGGACAUGAUUGGUGUCACAGUUUUGCACCAGCCCCAGCUAACACAACUAACUCCAAUAAUCACUUAAUCAUGAUCUUCAGUUUAGAACGCAAUUUGAUUCAUCAGCUGUGUUUAAUAGGCAUGGAGAAAAAGUGUGACACCAAUCAAGCCCUCGAGGACUGGAGUUGCCCACCCCUGGUCUAACCACUAGGCUACCUGCCACCCCAUAUAGGCCUACCCAUAUAAAUAUCACCAUACAAUACAUCGUCAUGGGAUUCAUUCAUAGAAAAAUAAGUAUUUUGUAAAAAUGUGUCUGAUGUAUGCAUUUGGAAUAAAUGAAAGUAUUUUUAUCCAAACCUGCUGAAGUCUGUGAACAACGAGUCCACAAGCGUUUCCAGGAUGGAACCAUAUUGUUUGUUUGUUCGGGAGGGGGGCUCAUAUGCAUUGUGUUUUCUGACAAAUCAUUUGCUGAACUCUAAACCUUAUCUAAAUCUUAGAAUGAAUAAUGUGGCAAAUGAGGAGACUAAACUGCUUGGUGUAACCCUAGAUUGUAGACUGACAUGGUGAAAACAUAUUGAUGCAACGGUUGCCAAGAUGGGGAGAGGUCUGUCCCUGACCAAGCACAACUCUGCUUUCUUGACAUCACAAUCAACCAAUCAAGUCCUAGUUUUAUCACACCUGGACUACAGCCCAGUUAUUUGAUCAAGUACUGCAAAGAAGGACAUAGAGAAAUUAUAGUUGGCCCAGAACAGAGCAGCCCAGCUGGCCCUUCAAUGUACACAGAGGGCUAAUAUCAACAACAUGCAUGUCAAUCCCUCCUGACUCAAAGUACUGUAGAGGAGAGGUUGACUGCAUCACUACAUGUCUUUGUGAGAGGUAUUGAUGUGUUGUCAGCACUGAGCUGUCUGUCCAAACGACUAGCACACAGCUCAUACGCCACAAGACUUCUUCACAGCCCCCAAGUCCAGAACACAGGCUAGGAGACGCACAGUACUAUAUAGAGCCAUGACUACAUGGAACUCUCUUCCACAUCAAGUAACUCAAGUGACCAGUAAAAUGUUACUUAAAAACAGAUAUAAAAAAAAAUACACCUCAUGGAACAGCAUGGACUGUGAAGACACACACACACACACACACACACACACACACACACACACACACACACACACACACACACACACACACACACACACACACACACACACACACACACACACACACACACACACACACACACACAGAUAUACUCUACAAUCAGACACACAUUGUGAUAUUGUACAUUUUAAAUUGUAAAUGUGUAAUAUUGGAGCAAUAUACAUUUGUAUAAAGCACAGUGUCUUGUAUGAUGUAUUGUUUUAUUAUGAUGUAUUGUUAUA
Messenger RNA from Oncorhynchus keta (chum salmon), 3962 nucleotides. RefSeq names its product homeobox protein SIX6-like. NCBI's taxonomy places the organism in Eukaryota, Metazoa, Chordata, Actinopteri, Salmoniformes, Salmonidae. The record is from RefSeq and is a predicted model, not a curated record. Gene Ontology annotation, cellular component: nucleus; transcription regulator complex. Gene Ontology annotation, biological process: regulation of transcription by RNA polymerase II; eye development. Gene Ontology annotation, molecular function: RNA polymerase II cis-regulatory region sequence-specific DNA binding; DNA-binding transcription factor activity, RNA polymerase II-specific. The transcript is spliced from 3 exons. Bases 360 to 1160 code for a protein of 266 amino acids.